GGCUCGCUUGUCUUAUAUGCGGAUUAAAUACCUCUUUUUCUCAUGGCUGGCAGUGUUCAUAAGCAGUUGGGUCAUAUAUGUACGUUACAACUCGUACACAGAGCUCUGCAGGGGACAUGAGUGCAAAGCUAACAUUUGUGAUAAGUAUAGAAAAGGCAUUAUUGACGGAUCAGCCUGUGAAGGUCUUUGCUCCAAGGAAAAUCUUUAUUUUGGGAAAUGUUUGUCAACCAGACCGAACAAUCAGAAGUAUCUGGGAAUCUGGGGAAAUCUAGAAGGUGUGAUAAAGUGUCAGAUGGAGGAUGCUGAGCAUGUUGAUUUUGGAUCUGAGCUGGAACCUAAGAAGGAAAUUAUACUGUUUGACAAGCCAACAAGAGGAACCACUGUGCAAAAAUUCAAAGAGAUGGUGCAUAGUCUCUUUAAAAAUAAACUAGGUGACCAAGGAAAUCUCAGUGACCUAGUAAACCUAAUCUUAGCAGCAGCAGAUGGUAAUAAAGAUGGACAUGUGUCGCUACCAGAGGCCAAGUCUGCCUGGGCACUUCUACAGCUAAAUGAGUUUCUACUGAUGGUGAUCUUGCAGGACAAGGAGCACACUCCAAAGCUACUCGGCUUCUGUGGUGAUUUGUACAUAACAGAGCGUGUGCAAUACACAUCACUCUAUGGAAUAAGUCUACCAUGGAUCAUCGAAGUAUUUGUUCCACAAGGACUAAGGAAACGCAUGGACCAGUGGUUCACUCCAUCAUGGCCAAGGAAAGCUAAGAUAGUCAUAGGUCUUCUAGAGUUUGUAGAAGACAUUUUCCAUGGACCCUAUGGAAAUUUUCUUAUGUGUGACAUAAGUGCCAAAAACUUUGGUUACAAUGACAAAUAUGACUUGAAAGUGGUUGAUAUGAGAAACAUUGUCGCUGAAAUGAACUUGAAAGAAUUAAUCAAAGACCGACCUUGUGAAGUUGAUGUUGACUGUGUAUAUGGUACUGACUGCAGCACUGUGUGUGACCAAAGCAAAAAGAGAUGCACUGCAGACAUAACCCAACCAAAUUUAGCAAAAAUAUGCCUGUUGGUGAAGGACUACCUGCUUCGAGGUACCCCUUCCGAAAUUCAAGACGAGCUAGAGAAACAGAUCUACUCAUGCAUUGCCCUAAAAGCUGCUACAAAUAACAUGGAGAUGCAACAUUCAUUAAUUUUAAACAAUCUUAAAGCCCUUUUAUGGAAGAAGAUAUCCCAUACUAAUGAUUCGUAA
This is a messenger RNA of Staurois parvus, 1234 nucleotides long. NCBI's taxonomy places the organism in Eukaryota, Metazoa, Chordata, Amphibia, Anura, Ranidae. The record is from the annotation of a GenBank genome assembly.